This is a messenger RNA of Cucumis melo (muskmelon), 1429 nucleotides long. Its product is annotated as DNA repair protein RAD51 homolog. The transcript is spliced from 9 exons. Gene Ontology annotation, cellular component: condensed nuclear chromosome. Gene Ontology annotation, molecular function: ATP-dependent DNA damage sensor activity; double-stranded DNA binding; DNA strand exchange activity. The record is from RefSeq and is a predicted model, not a curated record. Gene Ontology annotation, biological process: chromosome organization involved in meiotic cell cycle; reciprocal meiotic recombination; DNA strand invasion. Lineage: Eukaryota; Viridiplantae; Streptophyta; Magnoliopsida; Cucurbitales; Cucurbitaceae. The coding region runs from base 187 to 1209 and encodes 340 amino acids.
CUCCACUCUCCACUCUUUUUGGCGCCUCUACAAAUCUUCUUCAAAUUUCCCAAAUUCCCUCCACCAUUUUUGCUUCAACUCACUUCCUCAGUACAAUUUUCCAUAGUUCUUCUGGUUCUGGGUAGUGGGUCGGAAUUGCAUUGAACAGAUUCUUUCAUUUGUUGGUCGAUUGCUCAGUAUCUGAUCAUGGAGCGCCAAAGAAACCAGAAGCCCUCUGAAGAACAAGAGGAAGCCGAUGAAAUUCAGCAUGGCCCUUUUCCCGUUGAGCAGCUUCAGGCAUCGGGAAUUGCUGCAAUGGACGUAAAGAAGCUUAAAGAUGCCGGUUUGUGUACUGUUGAGUCUGUUGCAUACUCUCCCAGGAAAGAACUGCUUCAAAUCAAAGGCAUAAGUGAAGCUAAAGUUGAUAAAAUUAUUGAAGCAGCUUCCAAGAUUGUGCCAUUGGGUUUCACAAGCGCUGGCCAACUUCAUGCUCAGAGGCUAGAGAUUAUUCAAUUAACAUCUGGGUCAAGGGAGCUUGACAAGAUUCUGGAAGGGGGAAUUGAGACAGGAUCCAUAACUGAGAUCUAUGGGGAGUUCCGUUCUGGCAAAACACAGCUUUGUCACACACUUUGCGUUACCUGCCAACUCCCAUUGGAUCAAGGUGGUGGAGAGGGAAAGGCGAUGUAUAUUGAUGCUGAGGGAACAUUUAGACCGCAGAGGCUCUUACAGAUUGCAGAUAGAUUUGGACUCAAUGGUGCUGAUGUCUUGGAGAAUGUGGCCUAUGCUAGAGCUUAUAACACUGAUCAUCAAUCAAGGCUUUUACUGGAAGCUGCUUCAAUGAUGGUGGAAACAAGGUUUGCUCUCAUGAUAGUCGACAGUGCCACUGCUCUCUACAGAACAGAUUUCUCAGGAAGGGGAGAACUUUCGGCCCGGCAAAUGCAUCUAGCAAAGUUCUUAAGAAGUCUCCAAAAGUUGGCAGAUGAGUUUGGUGUGGCUGUGGUCAUUACAAAUCAAGUGGUUGCACAGGUAGAUGGUUCAGCAAUCUUUGCAGGUCCUCAAAUUAAGCCCAUUGGUGGAAACAUCAUGGCACAUGCCUCUACAACAAGGCUUGCGCUACGUAAAGGACGAGGGGAGGAGCGGAUUUGUAAGGUGAUAAGUUCUCCAUGUUUAGCUGAGGCUGAAGCACGGUUCCAAAUUUCAGCUGAAGGGGUCACUGAUGUCAAAGAUUGAGGAUGUGUAAUUUUUCCUUUUUGACGUGGGCUUCCAUGUGUAUAGGCUCAUUUGGGGGCUUUGUUCAUUACAAACAUGUUUGCCCCAAGCAAUUAAUCUGCAAGGAAAUGGCUUUUGUUUCCCUUUCUCAUCAAUCAUCAUGUCCAUUGCAAUGUAGGCAAAUCUCUUGUUAAAUCCUUAAGCCCAUAUAUUAUUUAUUUCAUUAUAAUUUACUUUGUUA